AUGAACGUCCGCAACUGCAUCCUCAGCAGCAGCAGCAUCCUCCGCAGCCGCAUCCGCCGCAGCCUCCACAGCCGCAUCCACAUCCGCCGCACCCACCGCAGCUUCGGCAUCAUGUUUACCUUCGCUAUUCUCCUUCUCUGCGUUCAGGGCUGCCUGAUCCAAACUGUGUACGGUCGGUGCUGUGGCUGUGGAUGCGGUAGUGGUUGCGGUUGCGGUUGCUAUGGCGGCGAGGGUGAAGGUAAUGUGAACGUCUGCGGUGAACUGCCCGUGUGUGGUGAAACCUGUGUCUGUGGCCGCGUGCCCAUCUGCGGUGGUGUUUGCUUCAAGGGUCCUGCCUGUGCUAGUGGUUGUGUCUCUAUCUGCGGACGUUGCUGCGGAUGUGGAUGCGGAUGCGGCUGUGGAGGAUGCGGAUGCGGACGUAGAUGCUGUUGCUGCUAA
Bombyx mori (domestic silkworm) is the source of this 438-nucleotide messenger RNA. RefSeq names its product chorion class high-cysteine HCA protein 12. The transcript is spliced from 3 exons. Lineage: Eukaryota; Metazoa; Arthropoda; Insecta; Lepidoptera; Bombycidae. The coding region runs from base 1 to 438 and encodes 145 amino acids. The record is from RefSeq and is a predicted model, not a curated record.